AUGUUUGCUUCGCUCGGUUGCUAUGGCCGGCAACCAGGACACGAAGAAAGGGACUUGCACAGGUGGUUGCAAGGCCUUUACGGCAUAGGCCUGGAGCUGUACUGGACAACCAUGAAGUUGCAGGCAGGACCACGGGGAGUUCAUGCAAGUAGUUGCACCUCGUUUCGAACAGCCCCACCCUACAUGCAGGUCCCAACUUCCACCCGUGCUGAAGAUGUGGACGUUCCCGUGCUGCUACCGCACGAGAUCCUGCAUGCUCUCGCUCACGCUGGGCCUGCUCAGGCCGCGGGCGUAGGAGAAGAGUUGCUUUAA
Messenger RNA from Symbiodinium natans, 312 nucleotides. The record is from the annotation of a GenBank genome assembly. NCBI's taxonomy places the organism in Eukaryota, Dinophyceae, Suessiales, Symbiodiniaceae.